Messenger RNA from Gekko japonicus, 903 nucleotides. It is a transcript of the gene TBPL2, whose product is annotated as TATA-box binding protein like 2. The coding region runs from base 1 to 903 and encodes 300 amino acids. Gene Ontology annotation, biological process: DNA-templated transcription initiation. NCBI's taxonomy places the organism in Eukaryota, Metazoa, Chordata, Lepidosauria, Squamata, Gekkonidae. The record is from RefSeq and is a predicted model, not a curated record. The transcript has 7 exons. Gene Ontology annotation, molecular function: DNA binding; RNA polymerase II general transcription initiation factor activity.
AUGGAGCAGAAAGCGGAGUGUCCACCCAAGCGGUACCACAACCGGCCAUGCCCCUUCCGCCUGCCGAAACCAGCACCGGUGAUCUAUUUAUGGCCUGACCCGAGCAAAGACUACUUGACCAGCUUCUCUUCAGUGGACCUCAGCUUCCUCCCGGACGACCUCGGCCAGGAUCCCCACCACGACGAUGAGACCGGCCUGCCGAAUGUGGAGUCCGACACUCCGCCUGCAACGCAAGACACUGUCGUGGUCUUGGAAGACGGCGGCCUCUGCCAACAGGGGGACGAACAGGAAGCCCAGCCGUUGCCAGACGCGUCUGGCCUCUGUCCCUCCUUGACACCGAUGACGCCGAUGACCUCCGCUUCAGAAAGUUCGGGCAUCGUCCCACAGUUACAGAAUAUCGUGGCGACCGUGAACUUGGCUUGCAAGCUGGAUCUCAAAAACAUCGCCCUCCAUGCCCGAAACGCAGAAUAUAACCCAAAGAGGUUUGCCGCCGUGAUCAUGAGAAUCAGAGAACCGAGAACAACAGCCCUGAUAUUCAGUUCCGGCAAGAUGGUCUGCACGGGAGCAAAGAGCGAAGAGCAGUCCAGGCUGGCUGCCCGGAAGUAUGCCCGGGUGGUGCAGAAACUCGGGUUCCCGGCGAAAUUCCUAGACUUCAAAAUUCAGAACAUGGUGGGCAGUUGCGACGUGAGGUUCCCCAUCCGUCUGGAAGGCCUGGUUCUAACUCACCACUAUGAACCAGAGUUGUUUCCUGGCCUCAUAUACAGAAUGGUCAAGCCAAGAAUUGUGUUGCUUAUCUUUGUAUCUGGAAAAGUAGUAUUAACCGGAGCCAAAGACCGCUCAGAGAUCUAUGAAGCCUUUGAAAAUAUAUAUCCUAUUCUGAAGGGCUUCAAGAAAGCCACUUGA